UUUCUUGUGUCACAAUUCAAAAUAAAUACCAUAAUAGGUUUAGUGCGGUGUUCUGUCAUGUGUCAAUUUAUAUAAUUUGUAUUUUUAAACUUCUAACCGCGCGAGCGCAUUUUGCUCAGCAUUUUAGCUGUGAUACCGGCAGUAUUUUGUGAUAUAUUUGUAAUGCAAUUUUGUAGUUCUUGUACAGAACCUUUAAAAAUUCAUUCCAUACAGAAUGACGUCGUGGGAAUCUGUUUACAUCCAACACUGUUUUAUUAUUAGUGUUGUUAUACGCGCCAGCGUAACAUACAAUUUUUCGAAUAUUAAUCUUCCCGACGAGCACAUUCCAUAUUAUUUUAGUUCUUUUAACGAUAUUGCCGAAAAGUGUAGAACUUCGGAUCAAUGCCCAUAUAAGGAGUAUCUAGAUGUAAAGGCUUGUUGGGGAUAUGAGCAAGGCUGCAAGCUACAGGAGUCAUAUUCAAUGCCUCUGUGUCCUGGUGAUCACCGGGGAUGGGUGAAGUCAAAGCAAGACCAGCUCCAAACUUUUUAUACCCAGGGUGAUUUUGGAUAUGUUCGUCAACAGCUUGAAGAGAUGAUGGUGAUGUGUGAGCCAUUAUUUAAGGAGGAUUCAUCCUUGGAAUGCUCAAAACACUUGAGAUUUUGUAGAGGCCGUAACUUGAUGAUCAACUUGACUGAUUUAGCAUCUCGAUCUGAACCAUUACGAUACAAAAUGGAUGUCCUGAAGCCUGGUCAAAUUGGUGGAUAUUGCAGGUUACAUAAUGAGAGGCUGCAAGCUGAAUGUGAUCAUAUAAGUCCUUUGCAAUCGUGGGGUCCUGAAAUUCGCUACUUCACUGAAUUGCCCAGGAGACCAAUCACUGAUGAUGACUGUGAUGUAGUAAUUGAAAAACCUACUUUCAUUAUGAAAAUUGAUGCCACAGUCAACAUGUACCAUCAUUUCUGUGAUUUUUUCAACUUGUAUGCGUCAUUGCACAUAAAUUCUUCUCAUCCAAGUGCUUUUUCUACUGAUGUCCAUAUACUCAUAUGGGAAAGCUUUACAUAUCAGUCAAGUUUUAAAAGUGUGUGGGAAGCAUUCACAUCAAAUCCUCUCUGGGAUCUGAAAACAUUUCGUGGUGAAAAAGUAUGCUUCAGGAAUGUAGUAUUUCCACUUCUUCCAAGGAUGAUAUUUGGAUUAUUCUACAAUACACCAAUUAUAUGGGGCUGUGAAAAAAGUGGUUUGUUCCAUGCAUUUUCUAAGCAUAUCCUACAUCGGUUACAUAUUCCACAGUAUAAAAGAAAUGAUUCCAAAAUCCAUGUUACAUUGCUGUCAAGAGACACAGCAUAUAGAAGAAUAUUAAAUGAGGAUGAACUCAUUUACCAUUUAAAACUGAAUCCAGAAUACGAAGUUAAGAAGGUUGUCUACAAUAGGCAAAUGGAUUUUAAAAAACAGUUGGAGCACACUCAUAAUAGUGAUAUAUUUAUUGGUAUACAUGGAGCUGGCCUAACACAUUUGCUCUUUCUCCCUGACUGGGCAGUUGUUUUUGAGCUGUACAAUUGUGAGGAUGAAAGCUGUUACUUGGAUCUUGCCAGACUGAGGGGAGUCAAGUACAUCACAUGGCAAGACAAGACAAAACUCCAUCAACAAGAUGAGGGUCACCAUCCAGGAGGAGGAGCACAUGCAAAAUUUACCAAUUAUGGUUUUGACGUCACAGAGUUCCUUCGACUCGUAGAAAUUGGUGCUAAACAUGUAAAACAUCAUCAAGAAUUUAAAAAGUUCCAUUUGAGGGGCCAUGAUGAAUUGUAGUCAGUAAGGGCUCAACUAUUUUUAACUUGGAAAAAUUUUACUUUUAGUUAUAAAUUUUCUGGAGAAUGAAUAGCGAAUAGUAAAGUUACAAUACUGCAUAACUCAGUGACACAGAUUGUGGAUUUUGGAAACUAACCUCUCAUUUCAUUUGCCACUUUACUGAAUCUCAAAUAUAUAAAUCAUCGAUGCAUACUAUCAGAAAAACAAUUUAAUAAUACUUUUGUUAUGUCAAGAAAAUGCAUUUUCUGGUGUAUCAACAUCAGAAAAAUUUCAGAUCUGUCAAAUGUCCAAAGUCUUUCUGUGUGCAACACAAUUAUUUACCAGUGAUUUACCAAAACAUACAGUGUACUAUAUGCACCAGACAAACAGAUUUUGUAAAAAAAGAAAGAAUGAUAAAAAUGAAAAUGGGCAACUAUCAGUUCUCAGGGAUAAUGUUAUUUGAAAACAUAUAAUAACAUGCUUGUUGCUUGAACACCAUUGGUGUGUGUAUGAUUCCUGCCUUCAAAGGAGCAUUGACGUGAAAAAAUGUAAAUUGGGCUGCAUUCUGUUGCAUGUUGUCUUUAUGUUGUUAUGUGGAAAUAUAUUGUUUUGAAACAUUAGACAUAAAACUGAAGGCCUUGAGGAAGAAAUAUACAGUAUUCUGUUGGAUAACAUCA
Molecule: messenger RNA, 2436 nt
Organism: Schistocerca piceifrons (Central American locust)
Lineage: Eukaryota; Metazoa; Arthropoda; Insecta; Orthoptera; Acrididae
Gene: Eogt
Product: EGF domain-specific O-linked N-acetylglucosamine transferase
Exons: 10
Coding region: 215-1780 (521 amino acids)
Cellular component (GO): endoplasmic reticulum lumen
Molecular function (GO): protein N-acetylglucosaminyltransferase activity
Source: RefSeq, a predicted model, not a curated record